UGUUCAUUCGAAAUGUGAACACCGCGGUCUUGCGAUAUACGAUCUGAUUACUUUUCUAGAUUCCUCUUUCAGUUUUUAUUAUCAUUAGUUAAAGUUGUUAUGUUUUCUUUGUCUAAAGACUAGUCUAAGUUUCUUAGUUCAAAAUUUGCGUGAAUUCGUUGAUAUGUAGUGCUAAAACGACCUAAGUGGUUCCUGAAAAGUUUUUUCGGUGUUUAUUUUCAUGUGUGAGAAACCUUGCUUAAGUUUUAACUCGUAGAUAUUUUCGUUCCUUAAAAAUGUCGAAAUAAGCAGGAGACAAAGUUUUUCCCCCGAAUUCAAUUUAGCAAAUUUCAUUGGUUUAGUGAAGAAAAAGGGAAUUAUCUCAAUUUGCACGUCGCGAAAAUUUAGAGCCGUUGUUGGACCACAAAGACAUGGAUAAAAAGACAGCGUUCAGCAUCGAAGUUUUGGAGCCUGUUGUGCGCAAGGAAUCCAAAAAGACCACGCAAUAUGUUGCUGCUCUUACCGCGACAAUCGGUGGUUUCAUCGCCGGGAACAUCCUGGCAUGGUCCUCGCCGGCCGGGCCGAAACUGAUGGACGGUGAAUACGGGUUCCCGGUGACGGAAGAUGACAUGUCUUGGGUGGGCGGCAUCAUGGCCAUCGGUGCCAUCAUCGGGUGCAUCAUCACUGGUCUCACUGUCGACGUCUUCGGCCGAAAGAAUCUCAUGUUGUUUUUGGUCGCGCCUACCACUAUUGGAUGGUGCGCCAUAAUCUGGGCUGAGUCCGUGUUCAUACUCUGCUGCGGUAGGUUUUUGCUCGGAGCAGCUUGUGGAAGUUUCUCGAUUGUCUGUCCUAUGUACACUGGUGAAAUCGGAGAAAAUUCGAUUCGAGGUACAUUAGGUACUUACUUCCAACUCCAAAUUGUCAUCGGAAUCCUCUUCGUCUACCUUAUUGGAAGUAUUCUGAAUACUUUCUGGAUGUCCAUCACCUGUGCCGUUAUUCCUCUAGUGUACGCCGGUCUCAUGGGGCUCAUGCCAGAAUCUCCCACUUUCCACUUUAAAAAAGGUGAGGUGGAAAACGCUAAAAUGUCCCUACAGUGGUUCCGUGGUCCAGAGUACGAUAUUAACGGUGAAAUCAAGGAGAUGUUGGACAUCAUCGACAGGGAUGAAAGAGAAAAGGUCCCGCUCGCAAUCGCCAUCAGAUCAAAAGCCGCCAAGAAAGGAUUCGUGAUUGGACUGGGUAUCAUGUUCUUCCAACAGUUCUCCGGAAUCAACGCUGUCAUCUUCUACACGACACAAAUAUUCCAAAGUGCCGGCAGCACGAUCCCACCAGACCUAUGCACGAUCAUGACGGGUGUGGUCUCGGUGAUCUCCUGCUACAUUGCGACGGUGAUCGUGGACAAGCUCGGGCGGCGCCUGCUCCUCCUCACUUCGGGCACGGUGAUGGCCCUCUGCUGCGGCGUUCUCGGCGGCUACUUCUACAUGCUCAAGCACAGCAUGGACGUCUCCAACAUCGGCUGGCUCCCCAUCGCCUGCGUCUGCGGCUUCAACAUCGCCUUCUCGCUCGGCUUCGGGCCCAUCCCGUGGAUGUUGGUCGGCGAGAUCUUCUCGUCUCAAAUCAAGGGCACUGCCUCGUCGAUCGCAUGUCUGUUCAACUGGGCGUGCGUGUUCAUGGUGACGAAGUUCUUCUCGGUGAUAGCCGAGAUGUUCGGCUCCUACUCCACCUUCUGGUUCUUCACGGCCAUGCUGGUGACGGCCAUCGCCUUCACCUUCUUCGUCGUGCCGGAGACGAAGGGCAAGUCCUUCGAGCAGAUCCAAAGCGAGCUGUCCGGCGAGAACGAGAGCCAGAGCGAGGCCUCCACUGUCAGCGCCUACCCCUCCAAGGACCUCAAAUACUAGCACCGCUCUCUCCUCGUUCUUUGAAUUUUUCAUGGAAAAUAAUAAUGAUAAUUUUGUUGCCAUCGCCUGUGAAGAACAAGUUCCCGAUCGCCUUUGAAUGCUCCAGUUGCCUUAGUCUUAGAAUCGUGUUUUAGUGGCAGAAUCC
This is a messenger RNA of Bemisia tabaci, 2019 nucleotides long. Its product is annotated as facilitated trehalose transporter Tret1-2 homolog. Gene Ontology annotation, cellular component: membrane. Gene Ontology annotation, biological process: transmembrane transport; carbohydrate transport. Gene Ontology annotation, molecular function: sugar transmembrane transporter activity. The record is from RefSeq and is a predicted model, not a curated record. NCBI's taxonomy places the organism in Eukaryota, Metazoa, Arthropoda, Insecta, Hemiptera, Aleyrodidae.